This is a messenger RNA of Lottia gigantea (owl limpet), 1260 nucleotides long. RefSeq lists its product as hypothetical. The record is from RefSeq and is a predicted model, not a curated record. The transcript has 9 exons. Gene Ontology annotation, molecular function: monoacylglycerol lipase activity; acetylesterase activity. Gene Ontology annotation, biological process: medium-chain fatty acid biosynthetic process; medium-chain fatty acid catabolic process. Bases 7 to 1260 code for a protein of 417 amino acids. Lineage: Eukaryota; Metazoa; Mollusca; Gastropoda; Lottiidae.
GUUGAAAUGUCAGAAAAUCCGUCAAAUUUAAUCAAAUCGCUUUAUCAGACGAUUUUGCGAUACCUCAGACCGUCAAGUAUGAUAACUUAUUUACAAAAUACGCUAAACUUCUGCAAGGAAAAUCCCAGCGUUCCGUUUGUAACGGCGGCCGGAUUGAUCUAUACAACAUAUUAUUUAUGCAGCGUCGUGAAGAAGCCAUUGAUAGCCUGUAAAGAUCAGAAAUUGUUGGGCUUCAUUAAGAAACAUUGUCCAAUAUCUACAGAAAAAUACUGGCCAACUUUUUGGUGCAUUGAAUCUCGUCUGCAAACUAUUUUGAGAGUUUUGCUUCAAUCCAAGCCCAAUGUGCAAUACAGAAGUGAGUUAAUCUAUACGGCUGAUGGGGGACAAAUUAAGUUAGAUUGGGCGGAGAACGAUAGUAAUCAAAUAUUCAAUAAAGAAGUUCGUCCCACCAUUCUAUUAUUACCGGGACUGACAGGUAGCAGUAACGAAUCAUAUAUCCUUCAUAUGGUAACCAACGCAAUGAAUUUGGGGUACAGAUGUGUUGUGUUCAACAAUAGAGGAGUUGGUGGUUCCAGAUUACUUACUCCAAGAACAUAUUGUGCUGCUAAUACUGAAGAUCUGACAUUUGUGGUAAAUCAUAUCAAAGUUAAAUAUCCACAGGCACCCCUAAUGGGUACAGGUGUGUCUUUAGGAGGCAUGAUAUUAUUCAACUAUUUAGCUAAAACGGGUAAAGAUUGUAAACUAGUUGCAGGAAUCUGUAUGUCUGUGGCAUGGAAUGUCUUUGAAUCUGUCCUGGAACUAGAGAGACCUAUCAAUUUAUAUUUAUUUAACCGGACUUUAGCCCAGUCUUUAACGGAAUUGGUCAAGAAGGAUAUAGAUUUAUUCGAACAUCAUUUUGAUAUGGAACAUGUUUUAAAGAGUUCAACAAUUCGUGAGUUUGAUGAUAGAUUUACAGCUAAGAUGUUCGGGUAUUCAUCAUGGGAAGAGUAUUAUCAAGAAGCCUGUAUCCAUGAGAAAGUUCAUGCUAUAGAAGUUCCUGUUCUAUGUUUAAAUGCUUCGGAUGACCCCUUUUCGCCCUCACAUGCAAUCCCUGUAAAAGAUGCAAAUAACCAUGACAACGUAGCAUUAGUGGUGACCUCACACGGCGGCCACAUUGGAUUUUUGGAGGGAAUCAUGCCCCGUCACUCGACUUACAUGUAUCGCUGGUUUACUCAAUUCAUGGACUCAGUGUUUAAACACGGAAAGAAAGAAUUGCCGUGA